This is a messenger RNA of Exophiala spinifera, 2844 nucleotides long. RefSeq lists its product as uncharacterized. NCBI's taxonomy places the organism in Eukaryota, Fungi, Ascomycota, Eurotiomycetes, Chaetothyriales, Herpotrichiellaceae. Gene Ontology annotation, molecular function: single-stranded DNA binding; ATP binding; single-stranded 3'-5' DNA helicase activity. Gene Ontology annotation, cellular component: MCM complex; nucleus. The transcript has 2 exons. Gene Ontology annotation, biological process: DNA replication initiation; mitotic DNA replication; double-strand break repair via break-induced replication. The coding region runs from base 1 to 2844 and encodes 947 amino acids. The record is from RefSeq and is a predicted model, not a curated record.
AUGUCGAACCUGGUGGACUCGAUCCUCAACUCGGAUGCCUUUGGCGCAACACCUUCCUCACCGCGGCGUGCGCAAAACAUCCCUUCAUCUUCAAGACCGAGACCCCCACCAUCCGAAAGCAAUGGCAUACCCUCUGAAGCAGAUAUCUUCCCUGAUGACGAGGUCGUAGGGGUAGCGCGUGGAAGAAAUAGAAAUCCUCUCGACCGCAAUGUUUCGAAAGUGACGGAUCGAGCGGGAGAAAGAGUCCAACAGGCUUUUGAAGAUUUUCUCGAAUCGCACAUCGAAGAACCGUCAUCCUCUGUGAUCCCUCCUUCAAGCGAGUUAAAAACAGACAAGUACUACGUCAACCAAAUCCAUGGCCUGAGAGAGUUUCAGCUAUCGACGUUGUACGUCGAUUACAGACAUCUUCUCUCCUACAAAGAGGGGCCAAUCCUGGCGGACGCAAUCGCAAGUCAAUAUUAUCGCUUUCUGCCGUUUUUGACAAAGGCACUACACAACCUUUUGGCCAAGUAUGAGCCAGUAUAUUUCAAGGAUCAUCGGCAGAUGACGAGCAAUGCUUCACAGGCUGGGACCUCGUUAGCUGGCAAUGCAACCAGUGAGGCAAAUAGCCAGGGUGAGAUGACUCUCAAUCAGCAGACCGAUAAACUGUUUACGCUGGCUUUCUACAACCUGCCUUUGGUAUCUCGAGUGCGACAGCUGCGAACAGACCAAGUAGGGAAAUUGCUGUCCAUCUCAGGUACAGUUACAAGAACUUCUGAAGUCCGUCCGGAGUUGGCUCUGGGCACCUUCAUCUGCGAGGCUUGCAACGAACCAGUGUUUAAUGUCGAGCAGACGUUCAGAUACACAGAGCCAACUGUGUGCCCAAACCUGACUUGUGGCAACAAGGUCGCAUGGCGACUUGAUAUUCGAAACAGCACCUUCGUAGAUUGGCAGAGAUGUCGUAUCCAGGAAAACAGUUCAGAGAUCCCGACAGGAAGCAUGCCGCGCACGAUGGAUGUUAUUCUUCGCGGAGAACAAGUCGAGCGCACAAAACCUGGAGAGAAGUGCAUUUUCACAGGGACUUUGAUUGUCGUACCAGACGUCUCUCAACUCGGUAUUCCUGGUGUACGGCCAGAGGCGUCUAAGGACAACAGAAACUUCCGAGGCGCUGACGCCGGUGGUGCCGGUGUCAGUGGUCUCAAAGCCCUGGGUGUGCGAGACCUUACAUACCGCAUGGCGUUCUUAGCCUGCUUCUCCUGUCCCGAUACCACAACUCCGGGCCAAACAGCGAACCAACUGAACGGCCAAUCUACCAACAUCCUCAACUCUCUCCACCAGACCGACCUUUUCGACCAAUAUGACAGCGGCGAGCGCGCCCAGGAAGCCUAUCUCGAGACUCUCACUCACGAGGAAAUAGAAGACCUGAAAUAUAUGGUUCAUUCCGACAAGAUUUAUAGCAGACUCGUCCAAAGCAUUGCGCCUAUGGUAUACGGCCACGAGAUCAUCAAAAAGGGGCUCCUACUUCAGCUGCUGGGUGGUGUCUCCAAAAUGACUCCUGAAGGCAUGCCCCUUCGAGGAGACAUCAACAUUUGCAUCGUGGGCGACCCGUCGACCUCAAAGUCUCAGUUUCUCAAGUAUAUCUCCUCUUUCCAGCCACGUGCGGUGUACACCUCAGGUAAAGCCUCAAGUGCUGCUGGUCUGACGGCCGCAGUAGUCAAAGACGAAGAGACGGGUGAACACACCAUUGAAGCCGGCGCUCUCAUGCUUUCGGACUCGGGGACAUGCUGCAUCGAUGAAUUUGACAAGAUGGAUAUAUCAGAUCAAGUUGCCAUCCAUGAAGCCAUGGAGCAGCAGACGAUCAGUAUUGCCAAAGCAGGCAUUCACGCCACACUCAACGCGCGGACAAGUAUCCUCGCCGCGGCAAACCCAAUCGGCGGACGGUACAAUCGCAAGACGACCCUGAGGGCUAACAUCAACAUGUCUGCACCUAUCAUGUCGCGAUUCGAUCUCUUCUUUGUCGUGCUCGACGAGUGUAACGAGAAUAUCGACCGCCAUCUCGCAGAGCACAUUGUCAAUCUGCACAUGCUCAAGGACGACUUUGUGCAGCCGGAGUUCUCAACCGAACAGCUUCAACGGUACAUUCGAUUCGCGAGGACGUUCAAGCCCAAGUUCACACCUGAAGCCAUGAGUCUGCUUGUGCAGAAGUACAAAGAACUCCGGGCCAAUGACUCGGGAGGCCUCGGACGAAACAGUUACCGGAUCACCGUCCGUCAACUCGAAUCGCUGAUUCGAUUGUCUGAGGCAAUCGCCAAGGCUAACUGCGUCGAGGAUAUCACCGUACCGAUGGUCCUUGAGGCUUUUGACUUGCUCAGACAGUCCAUCAUCACCGUCGAGAAGGACGAUGUCGAUGUCGAAGACGAAGAGGAUCAGGAUGCCACUCGCGACAGGGAAGGAGACAGCCCGAUGGCCGACGGUGACGGUCACGACGAAGAUGAGCGAGCACACGACACGCCGGCGCCUGCUAGGACGACGACCAAGAUCACGUUUGAGAAGUACCACUCCAUUCAGAAUAUGCUCGCGUCUCACAUUCGCGACGAGGAGGACCAGAACGGCGAGGGCCCCGAGCACGACGAGCUGCUCGUGUGGUACCUCGAACAGAUCGAAGACAGCAUUUCGAACGAGGAUGAGUUGAACGCUGAGCGCUCACUUGCAAAGAAGGUAUUGAAGAGGAUGAUCAAGGAUAACGUGAUUAUUCCUAUCCGAGGCGAAGGCCUCGUCGAUAGCGAUGAGCAGGAUAGUGCUGCGUCGGCCUCACGAGUCACGUAUGCCCUGCACCCUAACUGUGGUAUCUUUGACGACGAGUAG